UGAUCUCACCUCCUCUCCACCCCUCCUAUCUGCUGCCAGCCUCCAAACCAGAGCGCACAUCCGCCUGUGUGUGUGUGUGUGAGAGAGAGAGAGAGAGAGAGCGAGAGUGUGUGUGAGAGUGUGUGUGUGUGUGUAUGUGCAGACUGCACAGACGAGGCACAAGGUAGAUUCACGGUGGAUUUCCCUGCGCAGGACUGAGCACUACUGAGCACGAGCCGAGCCGAGACCGAGCCAUGGAAGAACUGACGGCAUUCGUGUCGAAAUCUUUCGAUCAGAAAACCAAGGAGAGCAGCAAAGAGGCGAUCACGUACAGGGAAGUUUUGGAGAGCGGCUUGACGAGGGCGAGGGAGCUGGGCAGCCCGGAGACAAACCUGCAGGACAUAACGGAGAGCAGCCACUGCCCCGUGCAUCUGUUCAAGGACCACGUCGACCUGGAAAAGGAGAAACUCAAGGACUUUAGUGUUUCGAGGGCGACAGAAGGGAUUUACGAGUGUAAGGAGAAAAAGGAGGACGUGAAGUCGGAGGACGAGGACCCACAGGGCAAACUGAAGCAGCGGAGGAGUCGCACUAACUUCACCUUGGAGCAGCUGAACGAGCUGGAGCGGCUCUUCGACGAGACGCACUACCCGGACGCCUUUAUGAGAGAGGAGCUGAGUCAGCGGCUGGGACUGUCCGAGGCCAGAGUGCAGGUUUGGUUUCAGAACAGAAGAGCAAAGUGUCGAAAACAGGAAAACCAAAUGCACAAAGACAUCUUUCCCUUCACUCCAGGUGUUAUUCUGGGCAGUGGCAGUCACCUCGACGCAUGCAGAGUAGCACCCUAUGUCAAUAUGGGUGCCCUACGGAUGCCCUUCCAACAGGUCCAAGCCCAGCUCCAGUUGGACGGAGUCACCCACUCCCACCCCCACCUGCACCCUCACCUGACUGCUCACGCUCCCUACCUGAUGUUCCCUCCCCCUCCCUUCGGACUACCAAUCGCAUCUCUCGCAGACUCAGCCUCUGCAGCGGCAGCAGUGGCGGCAGCUGCCAAAAGCAACAGCAAGAACUCGAGCAUCGCCGACCUGCGACUCAAGGCAGGACUUCUGCGGGGCCAGUGGCUCAGUCCACUCCAGGCACAGAUCACAUCCCAAGGACCGUACAAACACAUGUGGAUGUCUGUGUGAGGGCCGGGCCGGGGCCCUGUCACACCAGAAGACGUUAGAACAAAGCAAACUGGCAGGCAGCAGCAGGGCCUAAAGCAGAGCCUUGCUGCCGCUGGCUGCCGCCAUGUUGACAAUGCAAAGGGGUUGAGCAUGUGGGAAGCAGACUCACGCACCACUUCACCGACGCAUUGGAACAACUCUCACCUUUAUGCCCCCCCAAAAUCCACACCUCAUGAGAAAAAUGAAGAAAAAAAAAAGUUUAAAAAAAAAGGCCAUAUUUGUCUCCAACCACUGUGUUCCCUGCUGCUGCCAAGUGCAUGAGCUCUAAUGGAGGACCAUUCUGGGACUGGCCUCUAUCCACACCUGACACAACCGCUCGACAACUGUUUUUAACACUGCCAUUCAACACGUCCACAAACCCCAACCCCCACACACACAUCUUCAAAAUGAACGGUCUCUAUUACGGUUUGAUAUCCUUCUUCUCAUGGACUUGUGCUAUAGUGAAAGCAACAACAACUCCUUUUUUUCUUGUUGCUGCAGAGGGGAGAGACAUUAUUCUGUGUUGCUGGGCAUGUGUUGGCAAGAUUUGGUUUGCUUUUUUUUCCCUAACAGCGUUCUCCCUCUGUCGUUAUUCUUUCUUUCUGUUUGUUGUGUUGUAUCCUGGGUAAAGAAAUGAAGAUAGCCUUUGCACUUCAGGUCUUGUAUGUGGGUGUUUACAAAUGGCACUACAAGCAGAUACUACUUUGCUAAUUAUAAGGGGGGAGGGGAAUUUGAUAUCGUCAUGUGAUCAGCAAAAAGGACAUUAUCUUGGACAAAGGGUAUAAUUGCGAUUUUUCUUUUUUGUAAUUCUGAAAAAAAAAAGAAGAAAGCAUCAGUCAAACUGAAAUGCAAUGGUGCGCAGUUUAAGUGCAAUACUGUAAAUAGCAAAAAAGUAAAAACAGCUAGCAGUUAGUUGUCAACGAUAAAGAGACCCAAUGAUUUUCCGUUGCUUUCAUGCACUGUUGCAGUGUUACAUUUCUUUGCCAAACACGCCAGUUUUUCUACAGCAGUGUAUAUUUUGUUGAGUUGGAGGGAGGUUCCUUGAAACCAGGUGCCAUAUGGCACCAAAACCUCCUAUGUAUUCAAACUGUUUUGUAUGCAUCAGGUGCAGUUGCCUCUUGUUGAGGAAGACAUGAGAACAUUUUUCUGAGCUGCAGAAAUAAUAAAAAAAAAACAAUUCUCUUUGCUACUCCAUUUACCUGAAAGAAAAUCCAUUUUACGAUUGGAUGUUGGUUAGUCACCAUAAUAAAAUCCACAAAUCAGCAAUGUAAUCCAAACCAAGCAGUUUACAAUAGAAUUCCCUUAUUUCUGCAUGUUAUAUGUGACAUUUCAUUGUUGAUUUCAAAAACAAUUCAGACUGUAUUUAACAAAUUCUUCCAGCCAUGGUGGAUGUUUUUCUUUAAUUUUGAAUUUUUCAUGUUUUGGAAUUCAAAGAUGAUUUUUCAACACUGCUGUCAGAGCUGCGAUAUACAUGUAGGUCUGUUUAAGAUCUACGUACCUCUAACAGUCUCCAACAACAUCUCUGUUCACAGACCUCCAUUUAGAAUUGUUUAUCUAUGUCUCCAUUUUAAAUUAAACAUAUGGGUGUUUUAUUUAUUAUUUUGUCUAAAGGUUUAUGAAAGAUGAAAUAGUUGAACUACAAGUGUACAUUUGUACAUGGCUUUGCAUUUAUUUUUGUAUGUUUUUUUUAAGUGUUUGAAUUAGGAGGUGUGGCUGUAGUGCAUUGUUUGCCUAAAAAAUGUAGCGUGUCCAAGUUUACAAACAUUUCAGGGACGGUUAAAUUGAAUAAUACUCCAUGGAAUUUGUUGUACCCAUUAAAAAUGAUUAUCAUUUCAUAUGCAAGCAUGCCUAAACAUGAAUCAUCGUACAGUUUGUUUCUUUCCCCGUUUGAUUCACAAAUUAUGAAUGUACAUCUUGUACAAGUAAACUAUCAAUAAAGUUAUAAAUAUUUGUA
Molecule: messenger RNA, 3132 nt
Organism: Solea senegalensis (Senegalese sole)
Lineage: Eukaryota; Metazoa; Chordata; Actinopteri; Pleuronectiformes; Soleidae
Gene: shox
Product: short stature homeobox
Exons: 6
Coding region: 234-1160 (308 amino acids)
Biological process (GO): regulation of transcription by RNA polymerase II
Cellular component (GO): nucleus
Molecular function (GO): DNA-binding transcription factor activity, RNA polymerase II-specific; sequence-specific double-stranded DNA binding
Source: RefSeq, a predicted model, not a curated record